AUUAUUAUUUUUUAGAUAUUAAAUUUUAAUAUCAGUUCACACUUUCACAGUAGUUAUUGUAGUCUACACUCAACCUUUUUUUUUUGUUUUGAGUUGUUAAUUAAUUAUAAGUAUUUUCAAUUUUUUUUAUCCAAACAAUAAAAUUUAUAAUAAUAAUUAGAUCAUGUUAAACUGUUCAACUAAAGCUAUUUGUAGUCGAGGAUUUACACCAAAUGUCAUCAGCGUACGAUAUAGAAGAGUCAAUGUACAGAAACCAAGAAAACCAGAUCAUUACCGAGCCGUCAUUGAAACAAUUACAAAGCCUAAGUAUCCAUGGCCAAAACUAUCAGAUAUGACAUGGAGUGAAAGAUGCCCUAAAUCAUUCAGUAAAGCAUUUAAACAAAUAGAAAAUAACCCAUAUGAAAACAUUUUGGCUAAAGAACUUAAAGAAUUAUUUGAGCAGAGUGCAAUGGUUGCAAUAUUUCAUAAAAAUCCAGUAAAGGGGGAAAUUGACUUCAAAACUAGGAAAACUUUUAAAAUGGCUGAUAUGGAUCACGUUGUGUAUGGUAAAAGCACUUUAAAACUAGCCUUGGCAGAAACAAAUUAUGCUGCAGUGUUGAAUUUAUUUCAAUCACACAGCUCAAUAGUAUUUAGUAGUACAUCACAAGUACCAAAAUUGUUAAAAAUUACAAAGAAAAUGCCUCACUUAAUUUUAUUAGCAUCCAUAGUUGAUGGGAAAUUAUUAAGCAAAAACCAAACUGUAGAAUAUGGAAACCUAGUAAAUAUUGAGAAUGCCAGAUCAAGACUGAUUGGUGUAAUCAGUCAAGUAAACAAUAGGUGUUUGCAGACUAUAGGACAAACACAGUUGACAAUGGUUCGAUAUUUGGAACAAUAUGGACAGUCAUUGGAAGUUGAUAAAGAAAAAAAGCCCAUAGAAGAAUUAGACUAACAUUAAAUAUCAACAAAUUGUAACAUUGAUUUUUGGAUAAUUUAUCAGAUUAAUUUUCAAUAAAAUAUUUGUAGAAAAUUAA
Messenger RNA from Metopolophium dirhodum (rose-grain aphid), 1010 nucleotides. It is a transcript of the gene mRpL10, whose product is annotated as large ribosomal subunit protein uL10m. The record is from RefSeq and is a predicted model, not a curated record. The coding region runs from base 164 to 928 and encodes 254 amino acids. Lineage: Eukaryota; Metazoa; Arthropoda; Insecta; Hemiptera; Aphididae. Gene Ontology annotation, cellular component: mitochondrial large ribosomal subunit. Gene Ontology annotation, molecular function: structural constituent of ribosome. The transcript has a single exon. Gene Ontology annotation, biological process: translation.